AUGUCACUCUAAGAAUAUUCAGCCUAUGGAUAUGGCUUCUGGUUCUAAUUUUUAUGCACGCAUCAUAUAUUUUAAGAUGACUUAAACGCAUACCCUAAAUUUGAAGGGUUUCUAAUAUUAAGGGAGAUAAACCCUGAUACUUCCAAAUAUAGGGUGUUUUUUUAUUAAGAUUGGACAAAUAAUAAUACUAAUUAGGAAAAAUAUUUAUAUUUAUGA
Molecule: messenger RNA, 216 nt
Organism: Paramecium tetraurelia
Lineage: Eukaryota; Ciliophora; Oligohymenophorea; Peniculida; Parameciidae
Exons: 1
Source: RefSeq, a predicted model, not a curated record